Messenger RNA from Moneuplotes crassus, 1558 nucleotides. NCBI's taxonomy places the organism in Eukaryota, Ciliophora, Spirotrichea, Euplotida, Euplotidae. The record is from the annotation of a GenBank genome assembly.
GCUAACUUUUAUAAAAUAAUUAAGAUGUCAAAAAGUGCAGGCCAAUGGAACCCAGAAAGAGAUGAAUAUCUAGUCCAACUUGUGCACCAAGUAGGCACAAAAAAAUGGGCCUCAAUUGUGGAUAAAAUGAAGAAGCAGUUCCCUGGCUUCACUCAAAACCCAAAGCAAUGUAGGGAGCGCUGGAGGAACCAUCUCGAUCCUCGAGUAAAUAAAAAUCCAUGGACUCCUGAAGAGGAAUUAAUUUUUAUCGCAAAGCAUAAGAUCUUUGGAAACAAAUGGGCUGAAAUUGCCAAGUACUGAGACGGUAGAAAUGAUAACUCGGUUAAGAAUUAUUUCUACUCAACCGUCCGUAAAAUUAUCAGGAAAAUAUCAUUGAAAUAAAAUCACAAAUGAUUUGAAAGAAAAUGAUGUAGAAAAAGAGCUUACCAUUUAUCUUUCCCAGUACAUCUAUGAGAUGUACUCUGAGUAUUUUAAUAAGAAGAGGAAGGAAAAGAAAAUGCCCAUACAGGAGAAUGGCCAGCUUGAUGCCAUGCCAGUCGAUCCUAACGAAGAAUCCAAAGAUGCUAAAGGCAAAGGUAAUCUCCGAACUGGUGACAAGUACAUCAUCCGGAAAUUAGUAUCAAUGAAGGUUAUGCCAGAGCAAAUACAAGAUUUUAUCUCUUCUGUUGCUUCUGGUACUUCUAAUAAUGCAAUGAACAUGGAUGGAUUUCAGAUGAACACAAAUAAUUUCACACCAAGUUAUACUGAUAAUUUACUCCAGAUGCCACAAUUUGGAAGUCAUAUGAGGUCCAACUCUUGAUAUGCCAACGAACCACAAAUGAAUCUUGCUUGAAAUCAACCAAUGGGGGGUGUGGAUGAUUCACAAUUAAUCCAAAGUUUUGCUCAAUUCUCUUUAAUGAACCAAAAUCCAUAUUAUGGUCAACAAAAUAUGAUGGAUCUUUACCAGAUGCCAGCCCAGUCUAAUGGCAAUGACGAUAUUAGCUUAGAGAAUAACUUCAGUAACUAUGAAGGCCAACUGAGUAGCAUUCCUUCUCAUAUGAAGAGCAAUAGAUUACAAAGAAGUCACUCGAUCAGCAGGAUCCCUGAGAGCUCUACCUAUAUCAAGGAGAAUUUUCUUUUUGACAAACUUGGUGAGAAAACAUGAAAAGAUGAUACUACAAUUAAAAAUGAUCAAAAUCCUAUUCUAGUAGAAGAAAAGGAGCCAACUCCUAUUCAAAACUUCAAAUACUUUAACCAAAUACAAGCAGAUGACAAUUUGUCGAAUUCUAGUGGAACUUCAAAGUCAAGUUUCAUAUCGUUUAAUGAGUCCGGAUCGUGCAGCUCUUUAGAUAUAUCCUUCGAUGACUCUGGUGCUCCGUACAUUAAACCUUUCCGUACAUCAGCAUUUGCAAAAGUGAAGAAUGGGGCCGACUGCAACCAGUCUAAUAGCCAAGAAAGUAGUGAAGAUUUCCACAGCCAAGAAAGAGAGAAGCCUGUAGAAAUGAAUGAUGGCAGUUAUGAUGCUGCUAAGAAUAAAAGCAAAUCAAGUUUCUUCAGGCUAAAGAAUGAUGAAGGAUAA